AUGCAACAUACGACAUGGCCAUUACGCACGGCAGGUUGGAGAAAGAGCGGCGCCCUAAUCAUCGCCUCAUCCCUUCGCGCGGUGGUGGGCGGCCGGGCGGCUCCGGUGGCUCGCCAGAAUAGAAAGUGGAACGCAAUAAUUGCGGGCGGUGGGGCCGCGGGGUGGUCGCUGGUCACCGGUCGCACUUCCCGCGCUCGGCCCGACAACAAACCGUUGCCUGGCAACCGCUCA
This is a messenger RNA of Iphiclides podalirius (scarce swallowtail), 231 nucleotides long. NCBI's taxonomy places the organism in Eukaryota, Metazoa, Arthropoda, Insecta, Lepidoptera, Papilionidae. The record is from the annotation of a GenBank genome assembly.